AUGCUUAAGAAGACCAACAGGAUUGAGCCCAACAGCAAAAAUAGGACACAAAGCCCAGAAAAGUUUAAUCAACGAAUUUCACACGUCUUCAGCCACCAGAGCUAUGUCACCUUUCUUACUAUCUGCUACAGUUGUCACCAGAAUUUCAGAACAUUAAAAAAAACUAAAAUUGGAUCCUGUUGCUGCACUCUGAAAGAGCAAUUAUUUUACCCAUUCCUGGUAAUGUCAUUUGUCUUGUCUGGGAUUUGGCUGUUCCUGUGGAUAGAAAGCUCAAAUGAAUACAAUGGCUUUGACUGGGUUGUUUUUCUAGGAACAGGACAAUGGAUCUUCUGGUCUAUUAUUUUUCUGAGUUUAGCUGGGAUCAUGACUGCCUAUUCUUCAUUGCUGUUGUUACUUGGAUUUUUGUUGAUUUGGGAAGGGAUUCGACUGUACUUGCACUGGUGUCAUAAGAUCCUGAUUCUGCUAGUGAUCCUGCUAUGCCUCUUUUUUAUGUCCCUUUUAAGAAAAUUGUGGCCUGAUAGGUGGCUGGUAGCUGGCCAGUCACUGCAGGUCAUUGCUCCCUAUGUGCACCUGUGCAGCGUAGCACUGAUGGUUAUCCUUUCCUGGCCUUUGGCUCUCUACAUGACCCGUUUGGAAAGAGAAGUUAGAAGACACAAGAUGACACCUUUCAAGAAAAAAAGACUCAAGAGAUGUAAUAUACUCACAAGGUUAAGAGGUCUACAAGUGGCUAUUGGAUUGCCCUUUCUUCUUAUCCUUUUAUGUCUCUAUUUGAUGCCACUGAGAAUUUAUUCUCCCUGCAUUCAGGAGAAGGAGGAUUUGGGGCCCAAGCCAUUCGUCUUUGGACAUAGAGGCGCACCCAUGCUGGGGCCUGAGAACACCAUGAUGUCCUUUGAGAAAGCUGUUGAACAUGGAGCCAAUGGGCUGGAGACUGACAUACAUAUAAGUUACGAUGAUGUGCCUUUCCUCAUGCAUGACUAUGACCUGAGAAGAACCACCAAUAUCAUGGAAGUUCUGCCAGAUGCUGCCUUCACACACCCUGCCCUCUUCAACUGGAGUGUCCUGUCCACUCUGAAUGCAGGCGAAUGGUUUGUACAACCGCAGCGCAGACCAUUUUUCAAUAUGAAACGUCUAUCAGAGGAAGAUAAAAAAAGAGCAAGAAAUCAGUCAAUUCCAAAACUAGCUGAUUUAUUAAAACUUGCAAAGAAGGAAAAAAAAUUUGUGAUAUUUGAUCUUUAUGGCCCUCCACCAAAACAUCCUUUCAGAAACACAUUUGUCCGCCAAGUAGUAAAGGUGAUCCUUGCCUCUAAAAUUGAACAACAACAGAUUUUUUGGUUACCAAGCCACGAUAUGGCAUAUGUCAAGUACAUGGCUCCUGGUUUUCAGCAUAUAGGCCGUACACUCUCCAUUGAAAACCUUACAAGAGAAAAUGUUAGUAGAAUAAAUGUUGACUAUAAGGACAUAUUAUUCUCCCAUAGGAUAAGAGAUUAUAUAGAAGCCAACAUCAAGAUCAACUUAUACAUCAUCAAUGAGCCUUGGCUUUUCUCACUGGCCUGGUGCUCCAGUAUUAACUCAGUGACCACAGACAACAUUUCACUCCUGAGCCAGAUUAAUCACCCUUACUUCUUCAUGACACCAAAGUUCUAUAUGUUCUUGUGGCUUCUCACAGAUACUGUUUCUGCAAUUUUCAUUUUUGCCAUAUUUUAUUUUUACUGGCAGAGAGAGACCAAAAUAGAACAAUUGUUCAAAAUCUCCAGCAUUCACACAGGUGCUACAAGUACAAGCCAAAGUGAGGGAGCUUCACACUUACCCACGAACCCACCUGACCGUAUGCAAAGUCCUUGGAGCUUAGAUGCCCUUGACCCAGCUAUAACCAAGAAUUCAAAGGAAUACCCCAAUGCUUUACAUUUAGGGGUACCCUCCAAGAAACCAGCACCUAUCACGAACACUGUCAAACCUCUGAAGCCUGCCACCCAUGACAUUCAACCACCAGCACCCAGUACAGGCACCCAAGCACUCAGCUGGAAAGCUACAAAUAAGGCCGCCUUCCAAACUACAUUACCUGCUUGGCAGGUGGAUAAACCAAUAAUACCCUCCAUAGGGGCUUUCCAUCCUGAAAUAGGAGACCCCCAAGAGACCACCAGGGCUUCAUCUUCCCAUGAAACCUAUACAACUGUACAGUCUACCAUAUCCAGCUCGUCCUCCUCCUCUGAACACUUGUAAAGGAUUAGCCACACUUCUCCUCCCUCUUUCCUCUUUCUCUCUGCGGUGGUGGUGGGGAGUGGUCAAUAAAGGCAUGCAGAAGGUCCAUUGGGGCUCUCAGGAACCAUUCUGGUCUAGCCUUUCUAUCAAGAAAUGGCACAGGCCAGGGGAAGACAGUGUGUGUGGUCUGGAAACUGAAGCUGGUUGCUCUCUGGAUACUACACUGUCUCAUCAUGACACUUAGUGUUUUCCUGCUAAAAGAGUGACUGUGCCUAUAAAUAAAGGAAACUUUCAGGAUACUGGAGGGCAAUGGUGUAUUCUUUGGACCUCUCUGGGAUCACCUGUAGAGUGGUACAAUGCCACCCUGAGUCAGAGCAGGAGAGGGGUCAUGGGCAUGGAUCAGAGCAAAGAUCUCAUCUCCUGCACACAGACUUUCUGAUCUAGUGUGCAGUGAGUACUUCCUAAGAGCCUGUGGUUCACUGACUCCCCAGUGGGGUGGUGGCACAAGCCCAUGCUCUCCUAAUAACUUUUGACCCAGAGGGAAAACUAGAGCUCAGAGAACAUGUCUGCGACCCCUCUGUCUGGGAGCCAAAUGUUAGCAGUUUCACUGUGUGACCUUCACUCUUUCACACUUCCUUUCUGGCCUCAGCUGCUACUUGAUGGUGCCGGGGCAGGGGGCCACAGAACCUUCUGCCUCAGCUUUAGCCUGGGCUGACUGGCUGCCAUCCGAACACUGGUGGGCAGGGCUUCAACAGCCACCUUCAACAGCCACCUUAUCACCCCAUAAAGCAGAGCAGUCUGGUUGGGGACCUCCAUGUACACACACAAGCCCCUCCCCCUCCUACAUGGACAGCUGGGGAACUAAGGGAUAGCACUCUCUAGGGGGUACCCAGUCAGGGACUUAAGUGUCUGGGUCACCCACAUCUGAGGGCUAGCAGGGCCCAGCCCUGCUGAGGUUCCCAGCCUUGAGGACAGAUCUCAAACCCUCUCACCUAAAGAGGAUCCUCCACUGGCAUGUCUCUAGGCAGUCACCCCCACCACAUCCCAUGCCCCACCCACAGCACACCUUCUCUGUCUGAAGCGCCCACUCCUGGCCUAACCCAUUCAUGUCCAAACUUGGUUGCCCCAUGCUGGUCACAAAGCAACAUUUUUUCAGGUACCCACUAGACACAGGGAUUUAACCCAAAGCAGCACAGUUCUUGGGGUUCUUAGGUACGUCUUGAUAACCAAGAAGAUACCUGACAGGUGCCAGGGCCACCUCAGCUCCACUGGUCCCAGUUGCCCAGGAGCUGAUUCCUCCCCUAGACACCUCCAGCCCAUGCACACUUAGGUCCCUAUCUUCCAGGCUGAUGUCCAGCAUUUGCCCCCAACCCACCCAGGUUCCAGUUGGUCCCUUUAAAGCCACUUUCAAGCACAUCUUGAGCUCAAGUUCCCCAAACCCCAGACCAGCUGGGCUCUGGCAAACAUGGACCAAAGAAGUAG
Nycticebus coucang (slow loris) is the source of this 3681-nucleotide messenger RNA. RefSeq names its product glycerophosphodiester phosphodiesterase domain containing 4 (gene GDPD4). Gene Ontology annotation, cellular component: membrane. The record is from RefSeq and is a predicted model, not a curated record. The transcript has 16 exons. Gene Ontology annotation, molecular function: glycerophosphodiester phosphodiesterase activity. Lineage: Eukaryota; Metazoa; Chordata; Mammalia; Primates; Lorisidae. Bases 1 to 2220 code for a protein of 739 amino acids. Gene Ontology annotation, biological process: lipid metabolic process.